CAACCUAGCUGCUUGUCACUUUUUUUUUUAUUUGCAAGUAGAAGAAAAACAGUUCAAAAACACUCAAAAACAAAAUGUCAUCAACAGCUGCAGAAGAAAUUGAACUACUAGAACGCGUUUUAUUGCGUUUAGGUGUUGCAGAUACCGAUGAAAAAUUGGAGGCAACUGUUGGCCGGUUCCUGACACCGGUCAUCAUCAAAAUAACCUCUCCGCAUGAUAAUGUUCGAAUGAAGGUUGUAGAAGUGCUAACGCACAUUAAACGUCGUGUGACGUCACGGCCACUGGUUCAAAUUCCAGUGGAGUCUUUAUUGGAUCAGUAUAAAGCAUCGGGAAAGUCACCAUUUUUGCAAAACUUUGCCAUCAUUUUCAUUACAAUGGGCUUCCCGCGACUUCCAAUUGAGAAACAAACCGAAUUGGCUAACAAGUUGAUUGCUUGUGAAGAGAAAUUGGAAAACUAUCAGGACAGAUUAUUUAUGUUGUUGUUGCCAUUGAUGGGUGACAUGAAAAUACCAGAUGAUCCAGCUAAAAGGAAAGACUUACUAUCACUCGAUGAUAAGCCAGAAAUUAAAAAGAGUUUCUUGGCAUUAUUGCAAGAUGUUCUGUUGGUUCCUUAUGGUUCAACUAAUGAUGUAAUCCCAGCUGGUCUUAGUCCAAGUUCCUUCAAACGUAUUAACGCUAAUAACUGGAAGGCAGAAGAAUUAGAAAAGAUAAAACAAGGAAUUGUUCGUUUCAUUUGCACUGGCAUUUUCUCGGACUUGGAAAUCUUCAUUCUUCUCGUAAUUGCAUCGUCUGAUACUCGAUUUAGUGUUGCUACACCAGCUAUAGCUGAAUUGAGUAAAGUCUGCACUAUGCUUGACUUUACCGAUGGUCAUGUCACGGCUCCAUUGUAUACGCUCUUUUCGGGAAAUAAUUCCCCAAAUCCUGAUCGCAAAACAACUCCAUGUUGUGCUAGAGUUCGUCAAAAGCUUCUUCAAUAUCUGAUCAAAGCCCGUGGCAAGGGAAUCAAUACUCCCAAAGGUAUCCAAGUCAUUUUUGAAGGUCUCUUUGGAGAAUAUACGAAUCAGAAGUGUCGAGUUUUGGCUCUGCAAUUCUGUGAAAUUCUUAUCAAAGAGGGACCAAUUGAAAUUGUUUCCAAGGUGGCCAAAGUUAUUCUAACCGGGUUAUCAAAGUUAAUUGGCCGCGAAGCUGAUGAACCAGUUGAUGUUCAAAAUGCUGCCUAUUCAGCUUUGGCUCAACUCUCUAGAACUUGCCCCAAUGUUAUCAAUCAGGAUUUGAAAAUUGUUUUAUCUUAUUUCAAUCAUUUGGCAAAUGCUCAACCUGAAUUGCACACUUCAAUUAGAGAAGCUUUAGUAUCAAUGGCUCCAGCAUUUGCUUACAAUUCAGCCAUGGAAACUGAUUCAAAGGAAGACUAUCAGCUUGACUCACAACAACAUCUUUUGUUGGCCAUGUUGGCUGAUAAUGCUGAAUCGAAACUGAACAUUGUUCAGAAUGUUACAAGUGUCUUUUUAACAACUUGUUUUCCGGAACACUUUGCACCAGCAAGAUUCCUUUUGCUACUUAUCGCUGGAGAAAGGAAUUCUUUGAGAGAGACUGUGACAUCUUACCUCUAUGGUGUGUCCAAGAAGGACCAAGUCAACUACAACUAUUUAUCAUCAAUCGACUUCCCCGAAGGAACUGUUGAUGAUUUUAACAAGCUUAGCUCUGAACAGAGACGUGUUGUGAUUCCUGGCUUUAAACCUAUGAUGCGACAUGUUGCCGAAGUUGCCAAAAAGCGGCUAGCCAAGAGCACCCAAUACGUUGUUGUUGGUCGUACUAAGUUGGCAUUCAAUCUAAAUGUAUACGAAGAGAUCCUUGACUAUUUGAGAGUGUGUCUUUGGUUUUCAGCUGGAGUUAAAGGUGGUCCAGGAGAUGAAAAGAACACAAUGUUACUCAAAAACUACAUUAUGAAAAAUUUCGCUGAAAGCGAGGAUAAUGAAAUCCAUCAAUACUUGCAACUUGUUCAGAAAUCUGUCGAAGCAAAGAGAAGUGAAGUUAGUCUACUUUGUUUGUAUGAUCUUCUCAAUGCAGCUCCGGAGAUUCUUGCUAAGCCUCAAAUGCAUUUGAUGGAAUCUCUGGCAAACUCUUUAAAAGAUGUUUCAGAAACAACAAGAUUACAUGUAGCACAAGUUUAUGGAAUUCUCUUGGCCUAUGGAACAGAUCAGAAAGAUUUCGAUUCACAGAUUUCGGAGAUUCUUUCAGGUCUUCCACAGAAAUCUCUUGAGAAUCGUCAUGGAUGGUUGUUGGUACUUGGACAUGCAUAUAGUAGACGUAUUGAAUCUUUAAGCAAGAUUGAGGAAAAAUUGGAAUUCAGUAAAUCACCACAAUUUAUUGGAAGUGUUAAAGUUCUUGUUAAAAUGCUUUGCGAGACACAACCACUUUUAGUUUCAGCAGCAAUUAAGGGUAUUUCGAUGAUUGGUAGAACAGUUGAGAUUCCUGACUUUGAUGUAGAGAUUCCACUUCAAAAAGAAGAUGAGAAUGAUGAUGCCAUGGACGAAGACAAAACUGCUUCUGUCUCAACAAAGUUCAUCAUAUUCGGAGUUAUAUUCGGUCUCUUGAGAAGUUCCUCAGUUAGAGCAAAAAUUCGUGAGGAUGCCUGCAAAUGUUUGGGCAGUUUAGCCAUUGGUGAUGGGUUGCACUUUACAACCAAGAAUUUGGAUAAAUUCCUAUCUCUGGUUAAAGUUCAGAAAGAUGCAGCUCUGAAUAUUGCAAUCUCAGAAGCUAUUGUGUCCACAAUUAAUGGAUACGAUCCAAGUUGUGGACCGCCAAAAGCAGAUUUUGUUAAUCCACAUUGUGAUGAUAAGGCAUUUGAGAAGUUCUUAAAUGCUUUGGUUAAAAUUGUCACUGAUCCGAAUCCAAACUCAAGACAGGCAAGUGCUGUAUGGCUUUUGGCUGUGGUGAAGCAUUGCAGUAGUCGUCCAAGUGUAUUGGCAAAGAAACAAUUGCUUCAAUUUGCUUUUACAGAGCUUCUAUCUGAUGACAGUGAAUUCGUCCAAGACGUUGCAUCUCGAGGACUGGGUCUAGUUUACUCGCUCUCAGACAGUAAUAGCCAAAACGAUUUGGCAAACUCUUUGCUCGACCAACUUAUUGGUGGCAAAAAGAAAGUCAAUCAAGUGGCCGAAGACACAGAACUCUUUGCUGAAGGAAUGCUUGGAAAAACCCCAACUGGUGGCAAUAUAACAACAUACAAAGAACUCUGCAGUCUGGCAUCCGAUCUUAAUCAACCAGAAAUGAUUUAUCAAUUUAUGCAAUUGGCCAAUCAUAAUGCUACAUGGACUAGCAAAUUAGGAGCAGCUUUCGGUUUAAAAUCCAUCUCCAAAGAUGCCAAAACAAAAAUGCAACCUUAUUUAGGAAAAAUCAUUCCUCGUUUAUAUCGUUAUAAAUAUGAUCCAACACCAAAGAUUCAAAAUUCAAUGAUUUCAAUUUGGGAUUCAAUUGUUGCUGAUUCGAAAGCUGUAACUGAGGAAUAUUAUUGGGAGAUUAUGAAGGAAAUUCUUGAUAAUCUGACUUUUAAUGAGUGGAGGGUGAGAAUAGCUUGUUGUUUGGCUGUGAGGGAUCUUAUAAGACGAUCAAAUGGAUUGAGAUUAAGGACAGAAGAAGCUGCAAAAAACAAGAAGGCUGAUUCUAUGGACGUUGAUAAUGAAGUUCCAGAGCCUGAGUUAAAGGAACUCUGGUCACAGUUGUUCCGAGUAAUGGACGACAUUCAUGAGGGUACACGUCUUGCUGCCCAAGGUACAGUUUCAACUUUAAGCAAGAUUUGUGUAAAGGCAGCUUCAAGUGAUCAUGGAAAAUCGGGAUUAGCUGUUGCAUCUUCAAUUUUGCCUUUGCUUUUAGAGACUGGUGUUGGUCAUACAGUUGCUGAUAUACGCAAAGUCAGCAUACAAACUAUUUCCGAAAUGAUUGAAUCUUCAGGAUCACUCAUAACCCCGCAUUUACCAUCGUUGAUUCCGUGUUUAUUGAAGGCAACUGGAGAAUUAGAGUCGUCUAAGUUGUCAUAUUUAUCAACAAGACUUGGUGCUGAAGCUGAAGCUCAGGAAGCUGUUGAUUCUAUUCGAGCUGAGGCAGCUAAAUCCCAUCAUACUAUGGAAACCACAGCUAAAUGUAUUCGUCAUGUAGAUUAUGCAGCUCUUGAAAAAAUGACACCGGAAAUCUUAGAGUUGAUUAAGAGCAGUAUGAAUUUGGGUACCAAAAUUGCAUGCGCUCAUUUUGUCUGUUUGAUAAGCAUCCGUUUGGGUAAGGAAAUGACUCCACUUGUAGGUAAAUACUUGGGUGCUUGUUUUACUGGCCUUAAAGAUCGCAAUGCUACGGUUAGGAAGUACUAUGCCAGUGCAAUUGGUCAUCUAAUGGGACUUGCCAAGGAGCAAUCAAUUAAGAAUCUCUUUGUAAAGCUUGAUGAACUCUACACAGAGAAUCCAUCAAAUCGAUCAAUUGCUCUGACAAUUCAAUCGAUUAAUAAACGGCACCACGAGCUUCUAAAAGACUACACAGACAGUACUAUUCCACUAAUUUUCUAUGCCAUGCAUGAAGAAUCCAAUGAAGAGAAUAAAAGUAACAUUGAGCUGUGGAAAGAUUUGUGGAAUGAAGUUAGCCCAGGUGAUGCUGGUAUUCGACUGAAUUUGAACGUGAUUAUACCCAAGCUGGAGAAGUCACUUGAAGAUCCCAGUUGGCUAAGAAAAGCACAGAGUGCUAAUGCCAUAAAUACAAUUGCCAAGCGAUUGAAUACAACUCUAGAAGACGGAGAUCGUUUAAGAUUAAUCAAUUUGCUUCUAGUUGCUCUACAAGGUAGAACUUUCCAAGGCAAGGAACGUCUGCUUCAAGCUUUAGCUGGCCUCUGCAAAGGUUUGGAUAAGAAUCAUGAAGUUGGCAACAAAAUCAUCGAUGCUGCUUUGAAAGAAUGCAAAAAAGAGGAACCUCAAUAUAGGACACUUGUCCUGAGUUCAUUGGGCGAUAUUCUUGAAGAACUCGAAGCAGAUCGCUUUGAGGAGGUUUACAAUAUGAUUUGGUAUUUAUUAGAUAAGAAAGAUCUCAAAAACGAAGAAGACGAUGAUAUGGGUGAGCUUAAUGCUGAUCAACGUAAUAAAAGAGCAAAUCUUUUUAAUAAACUUAAAGAAACUGUCUGCGAAACACUUGGUAAAUCCUGGCCAAAGAAUUCAGAAACAACACAAGCAAAGUAUCAAGUACAAUUUGCUGAACGUUGUUCUCAGUGCUUGAAGGAUAAUACACGUCCAGUGCAAGUGAGUCUGAUGAUUGCUUUGACUAAAUUUGUUGAACGAUUGAAAGUUUUCGAACCUGAGACAGCUGAAAAUAAAGAAAAGAAACAAAAAGUUGAUUCAUCAAAUGAUUUGAUUAAGGAGAAGAUUUGUACUGAUGUCUUGGGAGCUGUUACUUAUGCUUCCGGUCUGCCCCAUACUGGCUUAAAGAAAGAAUCUUUAAAUAUCGUCCUUGUUUUGAUUAAGAAAUUAUCUGAAGCUCAUGAUGAACGAAAUUUAGCUCUUGUUAAGAAAAUAUUUGAAGAGUCACUGCAGCGUUUCGAAAAAGACUCAGCUCCAGAGGUGCGUUGUCGCAUUAAAGACAUCGAAGAUAAACUCAGUAAGAUCAAAAGUUAGGUGUUUCUAUUUUGUAUUACUGUGAGGUGAAUUUAAACUAAAUAUUUAUGCCCGUUGAAUUGGUUCAAGGGAUACAAUUAUUAUGUGAAGAAUGAUUUCAAUACUAAAAUAAAUAAUCGUGAAACGAGUCUUUGCAAACAAAAAA
Molecule: messenger RNA, 5787 nt
Organism: Episyrphus balteatus (marmalade hoverfly)
Lineage: Eukaryota; Metazoa; Arthropoda; Insecta; Diptera; Syrphidae
Product: proteasome-associated protein ECM29 homolog
Exons: 18
Coding region: 75-5642 (1855 amino acids)
Biological process (GO): proteasome assembly
Cellular component (GO): cytoplasm; nucleus
Molecular function (GO): molecular adaptor activity
Source: RefSeq, a predicted model, not a curated record